CUGCUGCUCUGCCUCCUGCACUUCAUGCUGGAGUUGUGUCCCAGCGCACAGCAAGUCCUCCGGAUCGGAGGGAUUUUUGAGACACUGGAGACCGAACCUAUAAGUGUGGAAGAACUGGCCUUCAAAUUUGCUGUCACCAAUAUCAACCGCAAUAGAACCUUAAUGCCCAACACCACACUGACCUAUGACAUUCAGAGAAUAAACUUCUUUGACAGUUUUGAAGCUUCAAGAAGAGCCUGUGACCAAUUGGCCCUCGGUGUAGCAGCGGUCUUCGGACCCUCUCACAGCUCAUCAGUCAGCGCAGUCCAGUCUAUCUGCAAUGCCCUGGAGGUUCCGCACAUCCAGACCCACUGGAAGCAUCCCACGGUGGACAACAAGGACAGCUUCUAUGUGAACCUGUACCCUGAGCACAGCUCAAUCAGCCGGGCCAUCCUGGACAUCGUGCAGUUCUACAGGUGGAAGGCUGUCACCGUGGUGUAUGAGGACAGUGCUGGCUUGAUGCGUUUGCAAGAGCUUAUCAAAGCUCCAUCGAGACACAACAUCAAGAUCAAAAUCCGUCAGCUUCCUGUGGGAAACAAAGAUGCCCGGCCCCUGCUCAAGGAAGUGAAGAAAGGAAAGGAGUUCUUUGUCAUCAUUGACUGCUCCUGGCAGACAGCAGCUGAUAUCCUUAAGCAGAUCAUGUCUAUGGGGAUGAUGACAGAGUACUACCACUUCUUCUUCACAACUCUGGACCUUUUUGCCCUCGACCUGGAACCUUAUCGCUACAGCGGUGUGAACAUGACAGGUUUCCGUCUGGUUAACACUGACAACCCACAGGUGGCCUCAGUGAUGGACAGGUGGUCCAUGGAGCGUCUGCAGGCACCACCCAAGCCUGAGACUGGACUGCUGGACGGGGUGAUGACGACGGAAGCGGCACUGAUGUAUGAUGCCGUGUACAUGGUGGCAGUGGCAUCCCAGCGCUCCAGCCAGAUGACUGUCAGCUCCCUCCAGUGUCACCGUCACAAACCUUGGCGUUUUGGUUCCCGCUUUAUGAGUCUGCUCAAGGAGGUGCAGUGGGAUGGUCUAACUGGACACAUCGUCCUGAACAAGACAGAUGGACUCCGGAAGGACUUUGACUUGGACAUAAUCAACCUUAAGGAAGACGGUUUAGGGAAGCCUCUUGCCGAAGGCACGGGUCGAAUAAAUAAAGUCUGGAAAAAGGUUGCAGUUUGGAACUCUUUAAAUGGCCUUAACCUAACUGAAACCAACAAAGAGAAGUCAACCAAUGUUACUGACUCCAUGGCAAACAGAACUCUCAUUGUCACUACUAUUCUGGAAAACCCAUAUGUCAUGUACAAGAAAUCGGACAAAGCACUGUAUGGAAACGAUCGCUUUGAGGGCUACUGUCUGGACCUCCUGAAGGAGCUGUCGAACAUCCUUGGUUUCACAUAUGAGGUGAAGCUGGUGUCUGAUGGGAAGUAUGGGGCACAGAACGACAAAGGCGAAUGGAACGGCAUGGUUCGCGAACUUAUUGACCAUAUAGCUGACCUAGCAGUGGCACCACUGACCAUCACCUACGUCAGAGAGAAGGUGAUUGACUUUUCCAAGCCCUUUAUGACAUUGGGCAUCAGCAUCUUGUAUCGCAAGCCCAAUGGCACCAACCCUGGGGUGUUCUCCUUCCUCAAUCCGCUGUCCCCUGACAUCUGGAUGUACGUCCUACUGGCUUGUUUGGGUGUCAGCUGUGUGCUCUUUGUGAUUGCCAGGUUUACUCCAUAUGAGUGGUAUAAUCCUCACCCCUGCAACCCUGAUUCGGACGUGGUGGAAAACAAUUUUACUUUACUUAAUAGUUUCUGGUUUGGAGUUGGAGCUCUCAUGCAGCAAGGAUCAGAGCUGAUGCCCAAAGCUCUCUCCACCAGAAUAGUUGGAGGGAUCUGGUGGUUUUUUACACUAAUAAUAAUAUCAUCCUACACGGCCAAUCUGGCUGCCUUCCUCACGGUUGAGAGGAUGGACUCACCGAUUGACUCUGCGGACGAUUUGGCAAAGCAGACCAAAAUCGAAUAUGGUGCCGUGAGGGAUGGAUCCACUAUGACCUUCUUCAAGAAAUCCAAAAUCUCCACAUAUGAGAAGAUGUGGGCCUUCAUGAGCGGUAGGAAAAACACGGCCCUGGUCAAAAACAACCGUGAAGGCAUUCAGAGGGUUCUUACCACGGAUUACGCGCUUCUCAUGGAGUCCACCAGCAUAGAGUACAUUAGCCAGAGGAACUGCAAUCUCACCCAGAUUGGGGGAUUGAUAGACUCCAAAGGCUAUGGUGUUGGGACUCCAAUUGGCUCACCCUACAGAGACAAGGUGACUAUCGCCAUCUUGCAGCUACAGGAGGAGGGCAAGCUGCACAUGAUGAAAGAGAAGUGGUGGCGUGGCAACGGCUGCCCUGAGGAGGACAACAAGGAGGCCAGUGCCUUGGGGGUUGAGAACAUUGGUGGCAUCUUCAUUGUACUGGCAGCUGGCUUGGUUCUCUCUGUGUUUGUGGCUAUUGGGGAGUUUGUGUACAAAUCCAGGAAAAACACGGACAUGGAGGAGUGUAUUUCUUUUAGUGCUGUAAUGGAAGAAAUCGGCAUCUCGCUUAGGUGUCACAACGCAAUAAAGAGAAAGUCGCGCACCAAGGGAAGACUAGGAAGGUCGAGCGUUUGGCUCUACCAUCCGAAACGCAUUCUGAGGAAAGAUACUAUGGCAUAG
Scleropages formosus (Asian bonytongue) is the source of this 2712-nucleotide messenger RNA. It is a transcript of the gene grik1a, whose product is annotated as glutamate receptor, ionotropic, kainate 1a. Gene Ontology annotation, biological process: monoatomic ion transport. The transcript has 17 exons. Bases 25 to 2712 code for a protein of 895 amino acids. Gene Ontology annotation, cellular component: membrane. Gene Ontology annotation, molecular function: ligand-gated monoatomic ion channel activity; signaling receptor activity. The record is from RefSeq and is a predicted model, not a curated record. NCBI's taxonomy places the organism in Eukaryota, Metazoa, Chordata, Actinopteri, Osteoglossiformes, Osteoglossidae.